AUCAAAACCAACAGAUUCACAUCGUUGCGGCUCGCCGGAUGUUCUGCCCUGCCCCGCGUGGCAAAGGUCCUGUCUAUGGCCAGCCGACUUGGGCGAGUUUCCGCCCUCCGGGCCCUCUGGGCACUUCGGAUGCUCGAGGCCCCGCCCCCAUGGCUCAACCGUGGCCUGCUGUGGUUCAACGGGGCCGACCGUUGGCUGUGGCAGUGGAGGAGAAACGCUCCCUCAGCAGCGCCGGACUGAGCAGCGCACCCUCUUCGGUAUCUUCAAUGCGUUCACGAGUGAUUCGGAAGAAUGGACUUCGACCCUGCUCGUCUACUCCUUGCCUGCAAGCCCACGAGGGUGCGCCUCAGUUCUUUGAAGCCCCACCAUUAGCCAAGCAUUUUGCCACUCAGAUGUACCGUCCUCCUAGCCCACCACGUAGCUUUUCUACGACAAAUUUAGCACCACCUCAAGUGCCAUUCUCCGCUUGUCCAAACACUGGGCUUGCUCCUUGCCUACAAUCCAAUGAGGUUGGGGAUGUCUCCUUCCAAGAGGCCUCGCCAUUUACCGCUCAGCAGCCGCAGCAGGCAUCUCAUGUCCCACAGACACAUCCUUCGAGUCCGCAGCGUUGUAGCUCAACGCCAAGUUCAGUGCGGCCACAGACACCGGGCAGCACUUGCCCGAGCUCUGGGUGUGCUCACGAUGUCCCGGGCGCUUUUGACGCCCCAAAGAGGCGGCCUAGUGAGACCAUGCAGGUGUUCAAGGUGGACAAAAGCUCAAGAAGUCCUUCAACACAGGCUCUGGAUCCACGGCCCUUUGGUGCCAAUGACGUGGCAAAGAUCCCGUCAAGGCAGUGCCCACAAGAAGCACUACCAGCUGAAGCAGAAGAGCUCUUGCGCAGCUUAGGCCAGCCCUGCGGUCCCUGCGGAGCCUCCAGUCCGAAAAGUGAGACGCCAAACAAGGCUGAACUGCGCCAAUGUCGGGCAAUGCUGGGAAGGCAGGCAGAACAACUGCGCCAUCAGAAUGGGGAGAUUCGCCGUCUCCGAUCGUUUCCAGCUUGCUCUCAGGCGGCCAGUACCCUGAGCAUGCAGGAUGCGCAAUGCGAGAUCAGCUGCUUGCGUGCGUCGAUCAAACGACGCGAGGCAGAGGUGCACUUGGCACAGGUAGAGCUCGCAUACCUGAACACAUUAGUUGCUCAGAAGGACCUUCAGCUCCAGAAGGCUGAAGAACAACUGGUCUCGUCUUCUCCUAGCGAGGCACCAUCUCGGUCUCUGGCAAAGCGCAUUGCCAAGGAAGAGCUUGCCUGUGCCGAAGCGGAGGCGGAGCAUAUGCUUCAGCCAUUGGCAGCAGCCAGAGAAGGCUUCCGGCGUGAUCCAUUGGCGCGACAGUCAUCUUUGGAUGGUGACAGCAGUGAGGCUGCUCCCAUGCUAAGUGCUUCUGAGAUUGACACUGCCACAGCGGCAGGUCAGCGAGUUCUGGCUUCUUUGAGGCGCGCACGAGAAGCAUUGGAGCGCUCCCCUUGUCUCUCGCCCCCACGUGAUCUUGGUGGUAUGAGCUGUUCUCCUUAAAGCUGUUGCAAGGUGUCUCUACGACCUUGAUGCUUCAGUUGGAUCUCAGAACGGGCUCUCCAUGGGUUGAGUUCAAGGUCCGAGACCAAUUCGGGCAGAGCUUGUCCGGAAGCUUGAAGAAGUCAUUCUGUUGUAGGCUGCAGAGAUGUUUUCCGAUGCCACAUCACUCUAGCCUAUUCGGGCUGUUCUGUGAGUCAGACUGACUCGCAAUGUACGGGGUUCACCCUCUACACCGCAGGUGCCAAUGGGGGA
Messenger RNA from Durusdinium trenchii, 1799 nucleotides. NCBI's taxonomy places the organism in Eukaryota, Dinophyceae, Suessiales, Symbiodiniaceae. The record is from the annotation of a GenBank genome assembly.